AUGAAGCAUAUAAAGAAAAGGAAUAAUAUAAGCAUCUUGUUUUUUAUUAUACUUUUUAUUUUUUUUUUAAGAGAUAUAAAUGCUAAUAUAACUAUAUCAAAUCACACUUAUGAUAAUGGGAAAAGUAAUGUAGAUAUAGAAUUAUUUGAAACUGAUUAUUUAGGUAUAUUUAAAUUAUCAGGUGACAGCGUAGCUAACGCAGAUUUUGAAAUUAGUAAUUCCUAUUUAGUUUUUGAAGAUAAAACAAUAAAUAAUUGUCAUACAAAUUAUUAUCAAAAUAAUAGAAAAGCAAUUGUAAAGGAAAAAGAUCAUGAUACAUUUUUAUUUGUCGAGAAGAAAAACGUAAAACUACAUAUUAAAGAUAAUAAGAAUCUAUGUUCAAAUAUUUAUUCUCUUAAUUCUUCAUUACUUCCCAUUCAAGUUAUCGAACAAAAUAAAGAAUAUAUAAAAAUAGGGAAUAUCAAUAAUUGUAGUAGUGACAAUGUUGAUAAAUUUAUUUUUUACUUUAACCUUUUAGAGAAUUUUUAUGUUUCAGAAAAUGAGAAUUGUGAUAAAAUGGUAAAAUCAUUUUUCGUAAAAAAUAUAGGAGCUAACAAAUGCACAGGAUACAUUGGUUAUAUAUCAGAUCUUCAUGAGCUAAAUAAUGAUACAUACUAUAUAUGUUUCAAAAGAAAUAAUAUAUCAUUAGUUAUUCAUAAAAUUAACGUUAAUAAAACAAUUUUUUUAAAUACAUUUUACUGUAAUUUUGAAAGCCUAAGUUGCUCAAUUUACGUUAGUGAAACUUCAAUAAAUAAACCUCAAAAUAUUGAAAAUGACACUUUAGUUCUUAAACCAGAGUGCGAUGAUACAAGUAAUCCAAUUAUCAAAAAUAACCACACAUUAAAUCAAGGAUAUUAUACUUUUAAUUAUAAUAAUCCUAAAUCAUAUUAUUACUUUGAACUAUGUUUAAUGGAUAACUUGAAAUAUAAAAAAAUAGGUCAUAUAUUUUUUCUUUAUGCACAAGAGCCUAUAACAUGUUUCGUCGGGUUUGAGUGUGUUAUUAAAGUAUAUACAUUAAAUACCAAAAUGAAUUACAUUCUACAUAACAUUAGUGAGACAACUUUUUCUUGGUCAGAUAAAAUUUGUGAUUAUAGAAAUUUUACAAACCAAGGGAAAACAACAAGUGCAAUACUUGAUGAUUAUUUAUAUUUUACUAGUGGUGAUAUUCUAACAAAUGAAAAUAAUUUUUGUUCAACAAAUCAAGGAAUAUAUGCUCCUUUAUUUACUAUAAUUUUAAUUAAGAAACCAGAAUUUAAUAUAUACUAUAGUGUCAUUAAUGACAUAGUUAUUAAUUAUUCAACACAUUUAUUAAAAUAUAAUAAUUACUUAGGCCCUUACUUAAAAUACGAAUGCUCCCACAAUAAUAUAGUAAAAUAUGAAUAUGGUGACCAUCUUGGUAAUGAAGAUAACAAAUUUCUAAACAAAAAUGAAAAAUUUAAUAUAACUCUUAAAUAUAAUACAGUAACUAUGAGAUUAUGUUUGAAGUUGAUUAAUUAUUAUGACAUUGGUUCUGUAAAAAUUGAGCAGUUAUUAAACUUUAAGAAAAUUUCAUUAAAUCCCUUAAAAUUUAGUGGUAUUGUAUCACUAUAUCAUGAAGAUAAAAACACAAAAAUUUUAAAAUUUGCAAUCAAAGAAAAUGAAGACUGUCAUUCAGAUAAAGGUUUUUUUGUUGAAGCAAAUGAUGAUUUAAAAAAAUAUAUAUUUUACGGAAAUAAAAUUAAAGAUACAGAAGUAACAUAUGUAGUAUCAAAUAACGUAAAGUUAGAUAAAUUUAUGUAUUAUUUAUGUAUGUGUUCUAAGGAAAAGAAAUGCAAUGAAAAUAAUAACUUGAAGGAUUACUACUCCUACACCAACAUUUCUAUAAAUAAUGAUUCAGUACCAUUAGAGAAAAAAAAAUAUGUAUGCAAAUUGCUUUCUAACUGUUCUUUUACUAUAACAUUCCAUUCUCCUUAUAAUUCUGAUAAAUGGAUAUCUAAAAUAGGAAAAUCUUGUAAUUCUAAUGAAUUAAUAGGCGUAGGAGUAAUUUCAAAAAAUAAUGUAGUCAUGAGUAAUUAUCCAUCAAAUUUAAGAGCUGUAGAUUUCAAUUUAUACUAUUUUGUGAAUCAAAUGAAUAUGAAUUUGUUAAAUAGAGAUAUCAUUAUAUGCGGAAAUUAUAAAGAUCAGAAAUUUAAUGUUUCUAUAGAAAGUGAUUUUUUUUUGGUAUAUCAGAACACUCCUUAUGAAGAAUUUGAAAUCAUUAACAUAGAACACUUCAAUUUAUGUCAUAAUAAAAAAACUCUUUUUAUAUAUUCAUAUCUAAAUGGCAAAAAAAAUCUAUUUAAAAAAAUUGAUAUUGAUGAAAAAACAAAUUUUAAUAAAAUAAAAUUAAAAUUUGAUUAUAAGCAUAUGAAAAAUAAUGAAAUAUAUUAUAUAAAAGAAUGUCAUUAUUGUCAAGAUACUUUAACUUAUAAUCAUAAUGGAGGUCAUUAUAUUUUUCAAAAUUCUGUUAGAAACAUAGAGAAGUACUGGGGGGUAAAAAAAUUAAAGAAUAGCAAUUUCAAUUUUAUAAAUAAAACUAUAAAUAUAUAUAACUGCUCAAACGGGUUACCUGAUAAUCAUGCAUUAACUAGUGUAUUAAUUUUUGAUGGUCCAUUUGAACAGAUUGAAUUCUAUUGUUACAUGGGUAUUGAUUGCUCUCAUAAAGCAGAAUUCUCCAUAUCAGUCGAUCAUUAUUCUUUUUUUAUAGAAAUUACAGAAAAAGAAAGAAUUGCGAUAUUUUAUAAGGAAGCACCUAAAAUUAAACACACAGUAUCUAAACUGAAUGAUUCUAAAAGAAUUUCUGAACUUAUUCUAAAAAUUUCUAGAAACAGUUAUGAAGCUUUGAAACCAGGACCUUAUAAAAUAAUUUACUCUAGAAAAAUUAAUGGUUUAAUUGUUGAAACGUAUAUUGGAAUUUUUCACUUCAUCGGAGCACCAUUACAGAAAAAUCAUAUUAUUGAUGAAAACCAAAAAGAAAUUAUACUUCAUGGAUAUUUUAAAAAUAUUGAAAAUCAAAAAUUAAAAAUAGUAGGUUAUUCAACAUGCGAUUUUGGUCAACUUUUAAAUCAAUCUGUGGGCCAAAAUAAACAUGAUGCUAUAUUAAAUGAAGUUUUAAAUAACGUUAUUGAUUGUAAAUAUCUGGAUGAUUACAAAUUAGUAUGCAACUAUAAUAUGAUUGUGAAUAAUAAAUUUGAACUAUGCUGGUGUUAUGAAGUAAGUAAUGAUCUAUGUAAAGCUUUAAAAAAUAUUAACUCACAAAUAACGGAAGUUUCUUCUUUAUCAACUUCUAUGAAUGCAGUAUUGCAAAUAACUAAAUCAUCACACACUAAAUUUAUAAACUAUGAGAUUAAUAAUUACAUUUUUAUAAUAGAUGAUAAUUGUAAAAAUAUCAAAAAUAUUAAACUUAGAUCCAAAAUGAAUAACCAAAAAGAUAUUUUAGCUUUUUACAAAGAAUUAAAAUACCCCAAAAAAUAUGAACUAUGUGUAUGUACUCUAGAACAAAAUGUAACAUGUGAAAAUGAAAAGGAUUAUAAAAGUGUUACUGUUGUAAUGAAUAAAUCAACUUCUUACAAAGUCAGAUCAGCUAAUUUAAAUAGAUUUAAUAUGGGACAUAAUCAAGUAAAAGAUUUUGAUAUCAAUGCUGAUUAUGUUGACAACUUAAAAAAAAAUAUUAUUCCAGUGUUUGUUUUCUUACCUGGUCCUGUAGAAUAUAAGGAAUAUAUUUGUUUGUCUGGAUUAUCAUGUAACGCCACAACAAAAAUAAAAAGCUCAUUGAACAUGAUACAAAGUAAUAAUAAUAAUAAUAACAAAAAUAACAAAUAUAAUGGUAUUAAUGGCAAUAAUGCUAAUGCUAAUCCUAAUAAUAUAAACGAUCCCAAUGCGAACAGCAAUAAAAAUGGAUUAUAUAAAAAUAUAAAUUCAGUUUAUUAUAUAUUAAGUGAUAGUAAGAAUUGUGAAAAUAACUAUGGUAAAAUAUAUCAAAGUGAAAUAGGAAGUAUUUAUAUUACUCAAGAAAUAGAAUAUUUAGAGUUUCAAUUUAUAGAUGGAGUUUAUAACUUAAAAAUAGAUAUUGUACCUAAAGAUAUUACUAAAAUUUAUGAAGUGUGUGCAUCAUUUCACCCUAACGACAAAUAUUAUUAUAAUGUUGGUAAUGUUGUGUUUUAUGGAAUAUUUAAUGAAAAUGAUCACUAUGAAGCAAUUUCCGGUUUCCCUUUUAACUUAGAAAUAAAACAAUUUUAUUCCAAAUUUAAUUUAUACAUUCGAUUUAUUUAUAAAAAGUAUGGAGACUCAAAAACAUGCAACCAAAAAAAUGGUUACUUUGAAAAAAUCUUCACUAGUGACUCAAUAGAGAAAUCAGUAAAAUAUCAUGAACAAGAAAAAAUAGAUAAUUCCGUUACAAGUUAUAAGUGGAAUAAUAUAACAUUGAUUUUAGAUAUAGAUAAUAAUAAUUACAUGACUACUUCUCAAAACAAAGAUGGUUCUCAUAAUUUAUUUGUAUGUGCCUGUUAUGAAUUAACAGACGGCCUUUGUGACUCUGAAGAUUUUUUUACAACUGAAGUUAUGGAAUUGCAUAUGCACACAGCAAUAUUAAAAGAACCACAAAUUAAUUCUACGGUAAGCUUUCUAAAGCCUUUUGAACUUAAAUUAGAAACUUCUAAAACAUUAGAUGGAUCAAUCAAGGUUUUUCCAAUUGAUAUAAUGGAAGAUUUAAAUAAAUUAUGUUUAGAAUUAAACCAGAGAAAGCUCUUUUCAAUAUUUAAAGCAGACAUAGAUGAACAUGAGCAAAAAUAUAACAUACUUAUUAAUUUUCUUGCUCAAGGAAUUGUUAUAUGUUGGUGCCCUAAAGAUAAAUGUAAUGAUGAUGAUUAUUUAACUAAAGUUGCUUUUUUUAAAAUGAAUGGCCCUCACUUUUUAGAAGUUGAUACUGAUUUAAAUGGCUACUUUUCCUUCUAUUUAUUAAAUGAGUACAUAAAUAUAAAUGAUAGAGUUAUGUUUGUGGAUAGCAAGUCAAUGUGCACAGAUAACAAUAAGGUAAACUUAUUUGGUGAUAAUAUUCAAUUAGACAAUGAUAAUUAUGUUAUAAAUUUGGAGCAAAGUGUAGAAAUAUAUGGAAAACCAGAGAAAAUAGUGAGAGAAAUAAAUCAAAAACUCAUGUGGGUUUCUAAAACUUACAAAAUAACUAAUAUGGAAGAAAAAUAUAUAAAAAUAUGUUAUUGCUUUUAUUUUUAUGAUAAAAAUUGCAAAAAUACAAAAAAUUAUGUAUACUUAGGGUUAGUAUAUAACAACACUUUAAAAAAAAAAAGUAAUAAAAAUAUUGUAAGCAAGGAUCUCAUUGAUGAAAUAAGUAAUUUGCAUUAUUUUAGUAAAGAUGCUAUAAAAUUUGUUGCAUUGAGUUCUUUUAAUGAUUAUAAUAAAAAUAUAUGUAACAUUAACAAUAAUCAAUAUAACAUUAUGCCUUUUUUCAAAAAAAAUACUUUUAAUUACUCUACUCCUACAUCGAGAAUAUUAAAGAUUUUUAACAAAAGUCAUAAAAAUGAAUUAAAUUUUGCUGUAUGUUAUAAUAGCUUUCUUUUUAGAAAUAAAAUAAGGUUUUUAUUAAAAGAAAAAGAUAUUAGUGAUAUUAUUCCCAUCAAAAAAUCAGUAAAAUACAAUUAUGAAUUCAGCAAAUUAGGGUUAAUAUAUGAUUUAGAAGAAGAAGAUGUAAUUGUAAAUAAUCCAAAUAUAAUAAAAAAAAAAAAUUUAGAAUUAUUGUUAGAAAAAUUUAAAUCAGAAAAGAAUAUUUUUAAUAUCUAUUUUUUUAUAGAAACACCAUUUUCUCGUAGUAUUUCUAAUAUUUAUAGAAAUGAAUAUAUAGGAGACACUAAUAAUGAUACUUUAAAAGAAAAAUUAAAAGCUUUAUUAGUUAAAAUUAAGGAAAAUUCAAUUUUUAAUCUAAAUGAAAUAAUACAUUAUAAAAGCAAAGGGGAAUUAUUAACUAACUUCUAUUUAGAGAAAAUAAUAAUUAUAAACGAAAAAACGCUUAUUUUAUGUUGCAAUAAUGGAGAUUAUGUUGAGGUCGAACUUAAUAAUAAUAAAAAGUAUCAAUAUAAAAAUUCUCCUAAAAUUAACAUACUAUUAAAUUCCUUUAAAAAUUAUCAUCCUGAUUUUGAAAAUGACCAAAAGAAACAAAAUGAAAUAUUAGAGCAAUUUAAUGAUUUAAAUAACAUAUCUAAGAAAUAUGAUUAUUUAAAGAUAAAAAAUCCUAAUGAUGUGGGUUUUUAUAAAAAUCAUAUAUUAAUACAAGUAAAGGAUAUUAUUUUUGAAGUAAAUAUUUAUGGAAACAAUAUACCAGAUCAUAUAUAUAUAUUGUAUAUAAUUGAAUUUAAUAAUAGUUGUUAUAAUUUAGAUAAAAAUUUAUUUUUUAUUGAAAAAAAACUUUUCACCAGAAAAAGUAACUAUUUAAUUUUUAGAGAAAUUCUUGUAAAUAAAAUAAAUAAUUAUACAAUGUGUAUAUUAGAUAAUACAUAUAAUGUUUAUUAUAAUGUAGGAAUUUUAAAUGUAACUAAUUAUUAUGUAACAGAUGAUUCUUUCUUUGAAGUUGAUAAUUUUCCUUCUAAUAUGGAAAAAAAAAAUAUUAUAUUAAGUGUCUGUAUGAAUAUAAGAUUACACGAUGUAUUUAUCAUAAAGAGAAGAGAAAGUUUCAGUUUUACACUUGACACGAUCAGGGUUGUAUUUUUAAAAAGGAAAGAAAAAUUAACAAACAGAUUUCCUGAAAUAAAAGAUGAUGAAAUGAUAUCAUGUAAAAGUAAGGAAGAUAAAACUAUUAUUUUAACAAAAAGUCAUAUUUUUUUUUACACAAAAUAUAAAGAAUUUUCUUUUUCAACUAAACACAAUUUACUUUUUCCAGUUGAUAUUGACUUCGAUAAUAGCUAUAUAUAUGUCACUGAUUUGCACUUAAAAAAAAUAGCACGUUUAAAAAUUUUAAAUAAUGGGAAUCAAAAUAAAAAGAGAAUAAGAAGAGAUAUUUACAAUAAUGAAUCAAGAUUGAAUCAUUCUGGUAUGAACAUAUCUAAUGAGAAAAAAUUCAAUGAAAAUAUCUUGCAUGCUAAUACAAAUAAAAAGUAUAAUUUCCAACAUAAAAACCCAGAACAUUAUAGAGAAUAUCCAAACAAUUAUAUUAGAAAGUAUGAAUUAUUUAAAAAAAAAUUGCUAAUAGAUAAGCAAUCAUCAAAAGGAAAACAUAUCUUACUAAAUAAAAAUAAACAAAGUGAUAAUAAUAAUUCAAGUUUAUACUAUCCAGGAAAUUAUAAUUUAAAUAUAUUAAGAAAUGAUACUAAGAAUCAAAAUAAUCCAAUUAUUUUUUUAGAACAAAAUGAAAAAAAAAAUUCUACAAAUAAUAUAAAAGAAAAUGAACAAAAAAAAUUUGAAAAUCGUAUUUUAAAUAAUUACUUCGACAAUAUAAAAAAAAAAAACAAAAAAACAUACUUAAUUAAUACAAAUUUAAAAAAAUUAUAUAAUUAUCUUCAAGAAAGGAAAAAUAAUAGCAUUGUAAGCUACUAUUUGCAUAAAAUAUUAAGUGAUGAAAAAAUAUCAAAAAGAAAAGGUUUUCUAUAUAACUUUAUCAAAUAUUUCAAAAAAGAAAAAGAAUCUAAUGAAGAAAAUGGGACGGUUAAAAAUGUGGAACCUUUAAAUAACACAGAAAAUGAUAUUAAACAUAAAAAACAACAAAAUGAAGGUAUUUCAAAAUUCAUAGGAAGUGCUAAUUUCAUGAGAAAAAAAAGAAAUGCCACAUAUUAUAUAGAUCAGUCAAUAUAUGAUAACAUAAUUAAGAGUAAUAUUAAAAAAUUCAUAAAUGCUGUGGAAACUCCAAAAUAUUUACCUAAUAAUCUAGAUUAUCUUGAUAUAAAAAAUUUAAAAAAUCCAUUAUAUAUUAGUGUACAUAAUAAUCUAUUGUAUGUUUUAGAUUCUGGAAAAAAUAACUUUUUCAGCUACAAUUUAACAAAUAAUAAAAUUAUAGAGUUAGAAGAAUAUAAUUUUUCAUCAAAUAAUUUAACAUUAAAGAACCCUCGAAAUUUUUCAAUAUAUCAAGGAGAAAUGACUGAGCAUACUACUCACAGAACUAAUUUAGCAUUUGUAACACAAAUAAAUAGUAAUGAGAUCAAAAUUAUUGAUUUAAAUAAGGAAAAAUAUAAAAUUAUAAAAGCAUUAAAAUUAAAAAAAGGUUAUAAACAUGAUAAUAUAAAUAAAGUAAUAGGAAUUGAUCAAAAAUUAUUAAUAAUUACAACACAGACACAUGAUGAAAAUUUAAUUUAUCAUUAUCACUUUAAUUCAUUUGAUGAAUAUUUCAGUAUAUCUUUUCAUUAUACAUUUGCAGAAAAUUAUAAUUCGAAUGAUAACUUAAAUGUUAAACCUGAAAUAGGCAAAUAUAGUGAUUCUAUAAUAUUUUUUUGUUUUUUAAAGUCGGAUAAUAAGUGUACAAAUGUAGAUGAACUAACUAAUUUAAACAUUUCAUAUGAAACUGGUAUAAUAACCGGAAAAUUGAAUUAUUUUGGAAGCUUUCAGUUGCGAAUAUUUGCAAAAACUCAUUUCCAGUAUAAAAUUAAUACAUAUAAGGAUUUAUACUCUUACUGUGAUAUAGCCAAAGGAUUUAAUAAAGAAAAAUCUAUCUGCGAAAGUUGUCCAAUAGGGACAUUUUGGAACAGCGACAAAUUAAAAUGUGAGAAAUGUGAUGAAUACUUCAAAAAUACUUCUACAUUAAAAAUAGGAUCUAAAUUAAUAACCGAUUGCUUAUGUUCAUCUGGAUAUGAAUAUUCAGAAAAAUCCUUAAGUUGUGAACAAUGUAAACCAGGAUAUUAUAAAAAAUCUGUUGGUAACUUUAUUUGCAUUAAGGGAUGCUCAAUCAAUGAAAAAAGUGUUAUUUAUGGAGCUAAAAGUUAUGAGGAAUUGUCUUGCAAAUGUUUUGAAGGAUAUUACAGAAAAAAUGAUAAAUGUGUCUUAUGUUUAGAAAAUCAUUAUUGCCCAGGAAAUGACAUAUUAACCCUAUGUGAUAGAAAUAAAAUAUCCAAAAAAGGAGCUAAGUCAGCUGUUGAUUGCAAAUGUGAAGAAAAUUUUAUAUUAAAUAAUAAAAAUGGAUCAUGUUCUUAUUGCGCAUCUAUUGCUAAGGUUAUUGGUGAUGUUAUUUAUUGUUCUCUAUGUGACCCAAGAUAUUUGGAUACGAAUAUUUUUCAAAUACCUCAUAAACAUAAUUAUGGUUUAGUGAAUUCUACAUACAACUAUGAUGAGGAUUUUGCCUUGCAAAGUAAAAUAAUGAAAUACGCUUAUUUUGACAAAAAUAAUUCUGAAAGAAAUCAUACUAAUUUUAUAAUUCAUAAUCUCUACUUGGUUGCAUUAAAAAAUGAUCAGAAUAUGCAGAAAUUCUCUAUUGAAGUUGAUAUGGCGGAUGUCAAAAAAUGUUUAUUUUGUGACAGUGGAUAUUCUAUUAACCAGGAAAAAAACAAAUGUAUACCAUGCAAUGGUAAGUACUGUGAAGGUUUUUCAUCCAUUCCAAAAGAUUGUCCUAAAAAUUCUGUUGUAAAGAGAAAAAAUGCUUCCUCUAUUUUUGAUUGUUUAUGUAAACCUGGAUAUGGAUCUUUAAAUGAAAGGAGAAAUGGAUUUCAUAAAAAAUUGAGCUGCGAAAUAUGUCCAAAAAAUUUUUUUAAGAAUACUAUAUCAGAUGAUUUUUGUUUGCCAUGCCCUCAUUUUACCAAUACAUUGUCAGAAGGAGCAACAUCAAUAAGCGACUGUUUACCAAAAAAAGGAUAUUUUCUUUAUAUGUUUAGAAAUAUAGAUAUAGACUAUUUAAGAUAUAAAUUUGAUAUAAAUUCUGAAAAUAGAAUUUAUAAUUUUUUUGAGAAUAAUGAUAAGAAAUUUGAUAAAGAUGUUUACAAUUUAUUUUUGGAGCAAAAUUUCGAGGAAUUGUUUGAUGAUAUAGAUAAUAAACCGAAUAAAAAUAUUCAGGGAAAAAAUUUCAUUAAUCAAUCAAAUAAAUAUGUAAACAACCAGCAAAAUGCCCCCAAUGAUAAUUACAAUUUAAAAAAACUAGAGAAUCUAGGUUUUCUAAAAAGAACAUCCAUAUUUCAUAUUUAUACUACCCUUUUAAAGAAUAUAGAACAAACCUAUCAAUGGACGAAUGAUACUGUAUUAAGAGUUACCUGCCAUGUAAAUCUAGAUUUUAAAAAAAACCCUAAUUUUACUGUUACAUAUAAAUCCAAUUUAAAAUCUUGUAUAAAUGAUUGCAAAAUGAAUAUAUACUGCACUGGGGUGGAAUUUUCAAGGAGAAAUCUAGAAUACACACAAGUUUUUUUAAAAAAUAACCAGAAAGUUAUUGUUGGUUAUUUUAAGUGCAAACAAUUUUAUUUUGAGAAUAUAUAUGAAUAUACCUCAUCGAAUUUAGAUAGUUAUUUAAAUGAAAAUGUUGAAAAUAAAAUAUCUAUAAAAAGUACUUUGGAAUAUACAAACUUUAUAUUAAGAAAUAAAAAGGAUAUUAUUUUUACAUGCUCAGUAGAUAGACACAAAAAAUACCUAUUGUAUAAACACUAUCAAGUCGUAGGAUGCCUCAUAGGUAAAUUUUGUCCAGGAAACAGAACUCCGUAUUUAAUAUCGUGCCCAAAUAAUUCCACAACAGUGGUAAAUUUAGCUACAAAUAUAGAUAAAUGUGUAUGCUUAAAAGGUUAUGCAUACGUAGGAGUUCUAUCGCAUAAAUGUUCAGUUUGCGACAGGGGAACAUAUAAAGGAACAAUUGGAAAUUUUAAGUGUGAAGCUUGCCCUUUAAGUUUUUCAACUGUCAACAGAGGUUCAACAAGCAUCAACGAUUGUUCUUGCACUCCAGGAAAUUAUUUUACCUUUGAUACUUUAGAAAACUUCAUUAAUUCAGAGAAAAUAAAUUACAAAAAUAUUCAUGAUAAGUACUUUAUUGUUCCAAAGAAAAAACAAAAAGAAUAUUAUAUAACAGAAAUAAUAAAAAUAAGUUUAAAUAACUUUAAUAAAAAAGAUGAUAAUGAAAUUAAAAAAAUAUUAAAACUUCAUAUAGGAAUAUGUAAAGCUUGUUCCCUUGACAAUCAUUAUUGUGAAGGAGGACUAGAAUCAAACAUCGUCUUUAACAAUGCAAUUAUAGAAGGAUUAUUUCAUACAUUACCAAAAAAAUGUCCUAAAGAAUUAGUGAUUCCUCAAAGAAUAAAACAAAGAACCUCUUUAAAUAAUUGUUUAUGUAUUCAUGGAAAAGUUUUAAGAACUUCAAAAGACAAAACAGUAGAAUGUUUUCCUUGUCCCCCAAAUACCUUUAAAGAAAGCGAAUAUGAUAAUAGUUGUUCAGGAGCUUGUCCACACUAUUCUACAACAUUUGUAGGUUCAUCAUAUGAAAAUCAAUGUUUUUGUAAGAAUAAUUAUUAUUUAGUUACUUCAGAAGAUGGAAAUGGCAAAAAUACCAUGUCUAAAAAAAGUUGCAGCAUUUGCCCUAAAGGAGCUGUAUGUAAUAGAGGAUUUAAUAUAUAUGUAUUUUUAAAACUAUUAAAUGACAGAGCUUAUAAUGAUAUAAAUGUCUUAGAUCAUGAAAAUCCUUAUCCAAUUUAUGGAUAUUACGCGGUAUAUAAAGAAAAAAAUCCAUAUAAACCUUGGAAUCCUUUAGAUGAUAAUAAUGAUUUAAAAUAUACUUAUCCAUAUUAUAAUUUACUAUUAUUUAUUCAAAAAAGUAUUGAAAGCAAAAAUUAUUUCUUCUUUGAGAAAAAUCAAAAAUAUUAUUUUAAUAAGGAAUUUCUUGAAAAUAUUAAUAAAAGAGAUAAAAUUAAGAAGAAAUCGGAUAAAAGUGAUAAAAAAAGAAAAUCUUAUAAUUCUUCGUUUAAACUAUCUAAUACCAUAUCUUUUUUUCAAGGUGAAGAACAAUAUCAUAAAUUAAAUAGAAAAAUUAAAGAAAGUUCCAAUUAUUUCAGAGAGAUUCAUAUUUCGGAUAUUCAAAAUUUGGAUUCUUCUACUUUGUUAACUAAUCAAGAUGCAAAUUUGUCUUUUUUAGAAUCCAGUGGAAAUUUAAGUGAUAAUCCCAAUAAUAGCGAGGAGUACUUUUUAGAAAUAUUUAAUAAAUACGUAAGAGAGGCAAAUGAACUAAAAAAAAUAAAUAGCAAAUUUGAAAGAUUGCCUGAUAUACAUCCGUGUACUUUACCAGAUAGAUGUUUAGGAACAAUAGCAAAUUUAUGCUCUGAAGGAUCCACUGGAUAUCAGUGCAAUAAUUGCAAAAAAAAUUAUGAUAUGAUAUAUUUUAAAUCAAAAUGUUAUAAAUGUAAAAAUUUGUUUUAUGAAUUAUUGCAUACUAUAUUGUUCAAGCUCUUGUACUAUUUUGUUGUUAUUCUUAUUGUGUCACUAAAUUAUGAUAGUUGUAUAAAUAAAUUUUACACUAGUGGAAUUUUAAUAAAAAUUUGGUAUAAUUGCUCCUUUAGUUUUAUUGCUUAUGGAUUUUUCUCUCCUAAUAUACAAUCAUUUAUUGCAAAAUAUCUUUACUUUUAUAAGAUGGUAUUUCUUUUUCAUUUAAAAUUUUUUGCUUAUUACCUAAGGGUUGGAUGUUUUUUUAAUUAUUAUAAUAUUGAUGUAUCAUAUAAUAGUAUAUGGUACAUACAAAAAUAUAUGAAAAUAUUUUCACCGCUUAUAGAUGGUAUUUUUAUAACUUUAAUUUUAUUUGUCAUUGUUCAAUUUCCUAAAUUUUACUACAGAAAAAAAAUACAGAGUUUUGAGUAUUUAUUAUCUCAAAUUCCAGAUUUAAGGGAUGAAUACAACACAGAUAUAAGACAAGAAUAUAUUCAAAAACAAGAAAGAAAAAAAAACAAAAAAAAAGUUCAUAUAACUAAUGAACUAGAGGAAGAGGAAAUAAGAAAAUCUGAUAAAAGCACGUUAAUGCAUGAUUUAGAAAAAAAUAGUAACAAAGAAAAUUAUGUAGAACAUAAUAGCAAACCAAUUUUAAAUAAUAUCAAUGAUAAAGGCAAUAUAUUAAAAAAGUUUAAAACUAAAAGCAAAGACGAAAACGUAAAAUAUAACGAAGAAGUAAAUGAAAGUUUAAAUGGAAAUAAGAGAAAUGAAGAAGAUAUAAAAUAUGAAUUAAAGUAUAUAAAAAAUAAUGAAAUAUACAAAAUAUUCUUAAAAGAAACUAUUGAAAAUAUUUAUAAUAAAAGAAUAUUUGGUCCAUGGAGACUUAUGAACAAAAAAAAUGAAAUUUUAAGAAAAAAAAUAUCAAUGUUUUUAAGGGAUACUUUACCUUGUUACGUUUUAAUGAUUAUUUUAUCUAUGCCAUACGUACUUUUAGAGUUGAUUCAACUUAUAUAUUGCAAACCUGUAAGCUAUAAAUCACAAAACAAAGAAUUUUAUUUAACCUAUUUGCCUACUCAGAAAUGUUCCUUUUCUUAUAAUUCUUUUUUAUUAAGUUUGAUUGUCAUAUUACUGGCAGCGUUUUUUUAUUUUGGUAUCUUCUUUAUUUUAAUUUCUUUAUAUGUUAAAAGAAAAAAUUUUCUAUUAUUCGAUUCAUUAUUAAAAAAUUUAUUAGCAGGAUAUAGACAAGGUAAAGCAAUAUUUGAAUUAUUAUUUGUGUUGAAGAACAUUAUUUUAGUUCUUAUUAUAGCUCUUAAUGCUCACUACCAAAUGUAUUAUAUUGUUUCAGUUACAUUAACAUUAACGGUAUUUGCAAUUUUUGAGAUACUUUCUAGUCCAUUUGAUAAGAGAUCCUUCAAUAUUCUUAAUAAAUCUUUAUACGUUGGUAAUGUUUUAAACAUUUUUUUUUCAUUGCUUAUGUGGGGAAGCUUUUAUUGGAAUUAUGAAAAGUUCUCUCUUUUUCCUAUCUCUUUUAUCCUCGCAUAUCAUCUGUUUAUGCUUCAUAAUGUAGUAAAAGAAAUAGUACUGUCUAGACAUUUUAUGCAUAUGGAAACCCAUAUUAAUAUAGAAACAAAUGGCUAUGAAGAAGACAAUAUAAAAAGUAAAAAUUAUAAAAUAUAUUAUAAAGUUAUGAAUAAAAUUAAAUUUUUUUUAAAUAAAAGUCAUAGGAAAAAAUUAUCAAAACUAGUUGAAAGUAAUGUAUUUUCAAAUAAUACAGAUAAUGCAUCAAAAUAUGAUAUAAAAUUUGAGCCUGUAGAAAAUAUUAUCAAAAGAUAUAAUCUUAAAUUGAAUCCAUGUUUGGUCAAUGAUAAAAAUGAAAACGUCCAAAUAGAAGAAAAUAAAAACCAAAAAGAAUUAUUUAAUAUUAAAAAAAAUGUAUUACCCGUUAAUAUACAUAACGUAGCAUUCAUAUGGUAUGAUGACCAAAAUGAGGAUUUGUUAUUUCAAAUGCCUUAUGAAAAUAAAUUUUGCUAUAAUCUUAAUGAAGAGAAGAGAAAAAAGAAAAAAAAAAAAAUUUUAUAUAUGUUUCCAGAUUAUAUUAGAGAUGAAAGAAAAAAAAAAAAUUUUAAAUAUUUUGUCUCAGCACUAAUCAAAAUAAUUGAAAAAUUCAUAGAUGUAUCAAGUUCCUGUUCUAUAUACGAAAAUUGGUUUGAUUUUUCCAUCAGGUUCGCUUUUGUUUAUAUAUCUUGGAUUAAAAAACUCAAUAAAACAAAAACAAUUUUACCUAGUAACAUGGAUCAAUUGCAUUCUGAUAUGGAUCAAUUUAUUUUUAAGCCUAUAUUUUACAGUAGCGAUAUGGAUAUUAAAAAAAAAAAAAAUUGCGAAUCUCCUUCAAACACGAAUAAUGAAGACUUAGAAAAUGAAAAAAACAUAGAAACACUUGAAAAAAAAAAUAGCUUUGAAAAUACGGAAAUAAAAAUUAGUCGUAGUUAUGGAUCUUAUAAUAAAUUAGGAAGCUUAAAAAAUAGGAAAAAAAAUGAUGAAGUAGUUAAGAAUGAAGAACCCAAAGAAAAUUCUUUUUUCGGAAAUGAUUAUAAUAACUCAUUGCGUUUUCAUAAUAAUGAAGGAGAAACUCAAAAUAAAAAUAGUAGUGAAUAUAUAGAAACAGAUAAUUUAAAUAAUUUAACAAAUAAAGACAAUAAAGAAAAAUCUGAAAAACUUUUAAAUGAUGAGGUAGAAAAUUUUCACUUUUUUGAGAAAGAAGAAAAUUCUUUACAAAAUAUUAUUGAGUAUUCUAUUGAUGUUUUCUCUUCAGAAAUGUUUAAUGAUGAUACUUUUAAAAUUCUAAUUUCUUUGUUUGAAUUAUAUAUAUCUAUGGAAACAUUAAAAGCAUUGGAUUCGGAUGCUUUUAAUAAACUGUAUAAAUGCUAUAAUGAAAAAUGCAUAAAUUUUGAAAAAAGUGUAAUAUUUAAUAUAAAUAAAUUAAAAGAACAAUUAAAAUUAGAAAUAGAAGAAAUAAAUAAUGAAAUAGAUAAUGGAAACAGUGAUGAAAAGUUAAAAAUGAAAACAUAUUAUUUUUAUAAAGAAGAAUUAAAUAAAAGGAAAAUGCUAGAAGAAGAAUUAAUGAAUAAAAUUAAAAGUUUGGAAGAGUGUAUUGAAGCAAAAAAUAGCUCACAUGCUUUAAGAAAUAAAUUAAAGGAUUCAAAAAAAAACAAAAUAAAUAAUGAGAACUUAGACGAAGAUAUAAAUCGAAUAUUUUCUCUUUUACAUAAUGAAGGUACUUAUAAAUUAAAUCAUCCAGAAAAUACAGAACAAGAACAAUAA
Molecule: messenger RNA, 15684 nt
Organism: Plasmodium relictum
Lineage: Eukaryota; Apicomplexa; Aconoidasida; Haemosporida; Plasmodiidae
Gene: CRMP4
Product: cysteine repeat modular protein 4, putative
Exons: 2
Coding region: 1-15684 (5227 amino acids)
Biological process (GO): axon guidance
Cellular component (GO): neuron projection
Molecular function (GO): transmembrane-ephrin receptor activity
Source: RefSeq, a predicted model, not a curated record